Messenger RNA from Pisolithus orientalis, 411 nucleotides. RefSeq lists its product as uncharacterized. The transcript has 3 exons. The record is from RefSeq and is a predicted model, not a curated record. The coding region runs from base 1 to 411 and encodes 136 amino acids. NCBI's taxonomy places the organism in Eukaryota, Fungi, Basidiomycota, Agaricomycetes, Boletales, Pisolithaceae.
AUGUCCCCUAUCGAACUCAACCACAUCGCUGAUCAGCUGCUUGUCGUUCUCAAAGACAUGCGCUCAUACACGAGCACGAUGAUCGGGUCCGUCACUGGUGGUCCGUACAAUAACCGGUUCAUGCCCUACCCCCGACAACCUCCACACGCAUUUUCGAGCAUCCAGGACUCCUUGCCCACAGAGGCAAAUGCCUACCUCACUCACGGCGACCUUCUCCCUCAGAAUAUUCUCGUCGAAGGCUCCACGAGCGCAGGGAUCAUCGACUGGGAGACCGCCGGCUACUAUCCCGAAUUCUGGGAAUAUUGCCGGAUGCACGACCCAGGGUUGAUGACGCCUGCAUGGGCUCACGAGUCCGCGUCUGUAUAUCAAAUCCUUCGUUAUCUCCGUUACAACGAUGUAUGCUUUGGGUAG